Paramecium sonneborni is the source of this 1301-nucleotide messenger RNA. Lineage: Eukaryota; Ciliophora; Oligohymenophorea; Peniculida; Parameciidae. The record is from the annotation of a GenBank genome assembly.
AUGAUAAGUGAGUAACUUUAAUCAAUUACAUCAAUAGUUCAUAAUGGUAAAAGUGAAAAUUAUAAAGAAUUCUAUAUAAAAAGUGGGAAUGGGCCUUGGAUUUAAAGAAAUAUUUUUGAGAAUGUGGAAUAUGAUGAAUAUGAGAAUAAACAGAUAUAAAUAUUGUAAUGUAAAUUAGAAGAGAAAGGAAUGAAGAUAAAUUUAAGAAGAAGCAGUCUUUUAAAAAUGUUGAUGGCUGCUUAAUAUGAUGUAGAAAGAGCGAUAAUAGUAUUGUAAUAAAAAUAUUAGAUAAUUAGAAUUGUUAAUUACACAAAUAAUUUUUGAAAGAAUAUAAGAAGAGUGAUUAUUAGAGGGAUUUAGUAAAGGGUUAUUUAUAUGUUUGUGGAUUUGAUAAUCAAUAUAGACCAGUGAUAAUAUUUAGGCAAUAUUGUGAUAUAAAGGUUAUAAGUUAUUUUUUGGAGACAGUUAAGAGAUGUCUUUUAAUAGAUUAUUAUGUUGAGAAUUGGACAAUAAUAAUAGAUUUAGAAUUGGAUUUACCAGUACUUGAAUUAGAGGAUUUAAAAUAUUUAUAAUUAUAAUUUUUUGGGAAUUUGAAUAAAAUAUUGAUAAUAAAUGGACCAGAUGAUGUAUGUGGAAUUUUAAAAUAAUUUACUGGUAAUAAAUAAAUAAGUUAUAUCUUAAUUAGAUAAAUUUCCUGAUCUUACAGUAAAAUUAUAAGUGAUAAAUGAAUAUCAACAAUUAUUUUAGUACAUUCCAAAGGAUCAAUUAGAGAUAAAGUAUGGAGGAGAUUAGGCAAAUGUAAUUCAAUAUUGGUAUAUCAAUGAAUUCAUGAUAGGCCAUUAUAAAAAAGAGAAGCAACAUCUGGAUUAUUAAAUGGAAAUAAUAAUAAAGCAUCUCAUCUUUCGAUAGGAUCCUUAAAUAGCAGUUCUAUAAAUAAGAAAUCGAGCUUUAUGAAAAUAACGGUUUUGGAAGAAAAUGGAAAUCCAUUAUUAAAUUAAUAGAUGGCAGUUUUUGAAGAUAAAGUAUUAUAAUCUUCUGAAUCAUCAAUUUAAGAAUAACCUCCUUUAUAAGAUUAUGAGGAGAAAUAUAAAUCUUAUUUAAGUACAUCUACUAAAAAGAAUUUCAAACAUAAAGAAUUAUUUAUGGAUAUGGAUGAUUAAAAUGAUGAAGAUAUAAAAAAUUAAAGUAAAUAAUAAUAUGAUCAAAAAUAAUUAAAAAAUAGAAGGAUAAGUAUGGAAGGAGAAAAAGAAUCAAUAGUAGCUAAUCCAUCUUGUUGUUCUAAGAAUUGUUUAAUAUUCUGA